Molecule: messenger RNA, 2043 nt
Organism: Solanum tuberosum (potato)
Lineage: Eukaryota; Viridiplantae; Streptophyta; Magnoliopsida; Solanales; Solanaceae
Product: zeaxanthin epoxidase, chloroplastic-like
Biological process (GO): abscisic acid biosynthetic process
Cellular component (GO): membrane; chloroplast
Molecular function (GO): FAD binding; protein binding; zeaxanthin epoxidase activity
Source: RefSeq, marked provisional
UCAAGUAAAAGAUGUAUUCAACUGUGUUUUACACUUCAGUUCAUCCUUCCACUUCAAUUUUAUCAAGAAAGCAGCUACCUUUAUUGAUUUCCAAGGACUUCCCUACAGAGUUAUAUCAUUCUUUACCUUGUAGGAGCUUGGAAAAUGGGCAUAUCAAGAAGGUUAAAGGAGUAAAAGUAAAAGCCACAAUAACUGAAGCUCCGGUUACUCCUACAGAGAAGAGUGACUCUGGGGUUAACGGUGAUUUGAAGGUUCCACAGAAGAAGUUGAAAGUACUUGUUGCGGGUGGUGGGAUUGGAGGGUUAGUUUUUGCUUUAGCAGCAAAGAAAAAGGGGUUUGAUGUGUUGGUGUUUGAGAGGGAUUUAAGUGCUAUCAGAGGAGAGGGACAAUAUAGAGGUCCAAUUCAGAUACAGAGCAAUGCAUUGGCUGCUUUGGAAGCAAUUGAUAUGGAUGUUGCUGAAGACAUCAUGAAUGCUGGCUGCAUCACUGGUCAAAGGAUUAAUGGCUUGGUUGAUGGUAUUUCUGGCAACUGGUAUUGCAAGUUUGAUACGUUCACUCCAGCAGUGGAACGUGGACUUCCCGUGACAAGAGUCAUCAGCCGCAUGACUUUGCAGCAGAUCCUUGCACGUGCUGUUGGGGAGGAUACAAUUAUGAAUGAAAGUAAUGUUGUAGACUUUGAGGAUGAUGGGGAGAAGGUUAGUGUGGUUCUUGAGAAUGGACAACGAUUUACAGGUGAUCUUCUGGUUGGUGCUGAUGGCAUAAGGUCUAAGGUACGGACUAAUUUGUUUGGACCCAGUGAAGUUACUUACUCUGGCUACACUUGUUAUACUGGAAUUGCAGAUUUUGUUCCUGCUGAUAUUGAUACAGUUGGGUACCGAGUCUUUUUGGGCCACAAACAGUACUUUGUUUCUUCAGAUGUGGGGGGAGGCAAGAUGCAGUGGUAUGCAUUUUACAAUGAACCAGCUGGUGGUGUGGAUGCUCCAAAUGGUAAAAAGGAAAGAUUGCUUAAAAUAUUUGGGGGAUGGUGUGACAAUGUCAUAGACCUAUUAGUUGCCACAGAUGAAGAUGCAAUUCUUCGUCGUGACAUCUAUGAUAGACCACCAACUUUUAGUUGGGGAAGAGGUCAUGUUACAUUGCUUGGGGACUCUGUCCAUGCUAUGCAGCCUAAUUUGGGUCAAGGGGGAUGCAUGGCCAUAGAGGAUAGCUAUCAACUAGCACUGGAACUUGACAAAGCAUGUAGUCGAAGUGCCGAGUCAGGAAGCCCUGUGGAUAUCAUCUCAUCUUUAAGGAGCUAUGAAAGUGCUAGAAAACUUCGAGUUGGAGUCAUCCAUGGACUGGCUAGAAUGGCUGCAAUCAUGGCAUCUACUUACAAAGCUUAUCUUGGCGUCGGACUUGGUCCACUAUCAUUUUUGACGCAGUAUAGAAUACCACAUCCUGGAAGAGUUGGUGGAAGAGUAUUUAUUGACUUGGGAAUGCCUCUGAUGUUAAGUUGGGUUCUAGGAGGCAAUGGGGACAAGCUUGAAGGCAGAAUAAAACAUUGCAGGCUAUCUGAGAAAGCAAAUGACCAAUUGAGAAAAUGGUUUGAAGAUGAUGAUGCAUUAGAGCGUGCUACUGAUGCAGAGUGGUUACUUUUACCUGCGGGGAAUGGCACUUCUGGUUUAGAAGCUAUUGUUUUAAGCAGAGAUGAGGAUGUCCCUUGCACUAUCGGGUCUGUCUCACAUACAAACAUUCCUGGAAAAUCAGUAGUUUUACCUUUGCCACAGGUGUCUGAAAUGCACGCCCGAAUAUCCUGCAAAGACGGAGCAUUUUUUGUAACUGAUUUACAAAGCGAACAUGGCACCUGGGUUACAGAUAAUGAAGGCAGAAGAUACCGGACGUCUCCAAACUUCCCUACACGUUUUCAUCCAUCAGAUGUUAUCGAAUUUGGUUCUGAUAAGGCAGCAUUUCGUGUAAAGGCAAUGAAAUUUCCUCCAAAAACUACUGAAAGGAAGGAAGAGCGUGAAGCUGUGGGGGCAGCGUAAAGCUUGACCUGAUAUAAACGGG